ACUGUGUGAUUGUAAUUUAAAUACCUUUUUUAAAAUUGUGACGUCAUUACUGAGACAUUGCAAGACACACCAUGGUGGCUAUGAUCGACCGCCGCAUAUCGAAAUGAACACAACAAUGUAGCAAAGCCCAUCACUAGUUUACGCAAGUAUGCAAAAAAAAACACAGAUGAUUUUUUAAGUGCAAUAAAUAAUAAGAAGCAAUCUACACAACAAAUAACAAUAAAUCCCACAAGUGAUUCACUUGCUCACAGCUGUCGACUCCAAAAUGGAUAAUAUAAUACAGCGUGAUAACGGAUUAUACGAAAACAACACGUAUUGUUUGGUAUCGGGAAACAGGACAGCGAUCUUUACCAGCGCCUACAAUGGAAUCCCCGAGACUUUGAUACUGAACACCAUCUUUUGGGUAUUACUUUUGCUCCUGUUUACCACACUUCGUCAUCGGGCGAGCGAUUAUCGCCUGGCCUUGGUCAAUACCAAUGGGAAUAAGAAGCGUUGGACGGAAAUCUUUUAUUCACGUGCCGCCAGCGUUGUGGAACCUCAGCCGGGCACAUCGUCACAGCAGACUCCCACGCCUCGACCCAGUGUUGACUCGCAUCUAUCGCAGGGAGCGGAUCAAUCCACACCUUUGUCACCCAUUGAUACGGAUCCGGGCUUAUUCAGUUGGAUCAGAGUAACAUUUAAGCUACGCAAGGAGACAAUUCUACUUCAUUCUGGCCCGGAUGCAGUGCACUAUCUAUCUUUCCAACAACAUCUGAUGGCGGUCAUGUCGGUGGUCACCGUCGUCUCAUUGGCCAUCAUUCUGCCCAUUAAUUUCCUCAAUGGACCCACGAACACGCAUUACGAUGUGAAUGCCUUUGGGCGCACAACAAUGGCCAAUCUGGAGCCAGAAUCACCAUGGCUUUGGGUGCACACCAUCAUUACCAUAUUGUAUAUUCCUCUCGUAGUGCUCGUCAUGCGUCGAUCCUCGGGUCGCAAUGCCUUUAAAAAGGCCGCCACGAGGACCAUCAUGAUAUCGAACAUCUCCAACAGUGAUCGUAACAAAACCGUUAUACGGAACUACAUGCAGGAACUGUUUCCGGAUGUGACCAUUGAGAGUGUCAGCAUUGCCUACAACAUUUCCCGGCUCUUUGUCCGCAAUGCGGAGUUCGAAAGCGCACAUGAAGCGAGAGUUUAUUGUGAGCAGCAUCGGGAUCGGGACACUCUGAUGGCCAAGCCGGAUUUCUGCUCCUGCAAGAAGGAGAAUGCCUUCGAGUAUUACCAGCGGGAGGAGCGUAAAUUAUCUGGUGAUGUGGCACGAUUGCGUGCCUCGACAAUGAAUGAACCAUUGGACAUUGCCUUCCUUACCGUCUCGACGGUGCAGGAAGCCCAGAACAUUGUGACACACUUUACACCCGGCACUUACAGACAAUGGCAGAUUAUGUUUGCGCCAUCGCCGGAUGACAUCUUCUGGGAGAACUUGAAUGUGAGCAAGAGUCAUUGGUACCUUAAGUUUGUGUGCGUCAACGUUGUCCUCUUCAUUGUGCUUUUCUUCCUGACGACACCGGCUAUGGUUGUCAAUCUGCUGAAUAAUCGUGCAUGGUUGCAAGACACGGAGACGAAAAUUUCACCACUGGUAUCCGAGUUCUUGCCCACGUUGAUGCUGUGGACACUGUCGGCACUGAUGCCAGUGAUUGUCACCAUAUCGGACAAAUGGAUGGGUCACUACACUCGCUCCAAGCAAAACUAUUCGAUAAUGACGAAAUGUUUUAGCUAUCUGCUUUUGAUGAUUCUUAUAUUGCCCUCGUUGGGAUUGACAUCGGCACAGGCUCUGUUGGAAUGGGGAUUGACGAACGAAACUGGACGCUGGCAGUGCAUUUUCUUGCCGGAUCGUGGCUCCUUUUAUGUUAAUUAUAUUAUAACUGCUGCCUUUAUUGGUACCUCAUUGGAGCUGUUGCGUUUCCCAGAACUAAUCGUAUACAUUUGGGCAUUGCUAAAGGCCAAUUCAAAGGCCGAAACACCAUACAUUCGCAAAUCCAUAAUGAUUGAAUUUCCCUUUGGCACCCACUAUGCCUGGACAACGCUCGUCUUUACCAUAUCGAUUGUUUAUAGUGUAUUUUGUCCGUUGAUCAUGCCCUUUGCCAUGAUCUAUAUAUGCCUAAAGCAUAUGGUCGAUCGUUAUAAUUUAUACUUUGCAUAUGGACCCUCAAAUAUGAUAUCACGCAAAGGUGGCAAGAUUCACUCCACAGCUGUCACAAUGACCAAGUUUUCUGUACUAAUCUUAGUCCUGGUUAUGGCAAUGAUAUGUUAUUUCCGAGGCGAUGACGGCAUGGCACGAUUUCUAAUAUUAAUCAUAACCUUGGCCAUUACCGUCACAUUGUUCAUCUUCAUGUCGCCCAUUAAGCGGUGUGCGGCCACCCGACGUCCAAGUAUUGUGGAAAUUGCUGGCCCUGCACCCGCCUAUAUACCCGACGUGCUGAAAACACGCACGGAACCCAAUGUGAAGCCGUCAGUUGCCGGAUUUGGAAACUAUGGUGCGGACAAUGUAUCCGACUACGACAGCUCCCAAUAUAGUGUCAAUAGCGUUGAGGCUUAAACCCAAAAAAAGGCGUUUAAAUUUUUGGCUAUUAUUGACUCUCUAUCGAUCAAGCAAUCAAAGAUUUUUACAUUUACAUUUAAAUAUUUUUGUAUAUGACUUUUUAUAAGCCGCUGAUAACUUUCCAAGUGCUGUUAAAUGUGCAAAAGGCUUUGUUUGCAAUGGGAAAAUGUGAUACGAAAUUAGCCUCGUCUGAGUUCAGUUUAAAGUCGUUUUCGAAAAACGUCACCUGCUGCGACUUUUAUUUUUUAAAUUUAAAUAUUUUUUUCUGUUUUGUAUAUAUCCAAGUAUCUGUCCUCCUGAUUUACUCCUAUUUAAUCAACUUAUUUGUAAUCUAAAUUGUAAAUAUUACUUCUUUUUAACGCAUAUUGUCUUUUAAGCAUAAACUGUCGGUCACACUCCAAUUUGCAACUAAACAGAAUGUAUUCUCUAUACAUAUAGAAAGAGUAUUAUGUUAACAAGAAAACACAUAGCGUAUGUAUACAAUUAGGUUUGUUUAUUUAUCGCAAAAAAUCAUAAAUAAAAACGAUUUAGUUUUAUAUGCAUAUCCGUUUUACAUACAAGAUGCAGCAAAUUACGAGUACUAGAGUUUAUUAUUAUUAUUUAAGUAAUCUAUUAAUAUUAGCCUGCAAAUGUUUCUUCUAUUGUUAUUUGAAGGAAAAAUGUAUCAUCAAUAAAACAAAUUAAAAACCCCAUAAACAAAA
Molecule: messenger RNA, 3276 nt
Organism: Drosophila innubila
Lineage: Eukaryota; Metazoa; Arthropoda; Insecta; Diptera; Drosophilidae
Gene: Tmem63
Product: CSC1-like protein 2
Exons: 3
Coding region: 266-2572 (768 amino acids)
Cellular component (GO): plasma membrane
Molecular function (GO): calcium-activated cation channel activity
Source: RefSeq, a predicted model, not a curated record